AUGUCUAAUAAAGAUGAUGUCCUGCUGAGAAUCAUUGAGGGUCAUAAAACCACCCUGAAAAAUAAGUAUGAGUGCUUAUACGAAGGUGUGGCACUGAAAGAAAACCAAACCCUCCUCAACAGCAUUUACACAGAGCUCUACAUCACAGAGGGAGAGAGUGAAGGAGUGAAUGAGAAACAUGAGGUUUUACAGAUUGAAACAGCAUCCAGGAAAUGGGUUUCUCAAGACAAACCAAUCAGCAGCAAUGACAUCUUCAAACCCUUGGACAGACAAAAGCCAAAAAUCAGAACUGUACUCACCAAGGGCAUUGCUGGCAUUGGAAAAACAGUCUCUGUGCAGAAGUUCAUUCUGGACUGGGCAGAAGGAAGAACCAAUCAGGACAUUGAGUUCAUGUUGGUUCUUCCUUUUAGAAAACUGAACUUGGUUAAAGAUGAACAGUUCAGUCUUCAUGGACUCCUGCUAGAGUUUCACCCAGAGCUGAAAGACUUGGAUCCAAAGAAAUAUAAUGACUGUAAAAUGCUGUUCAUCUUUGAUGGUUUUGAUGAGAGUCGACUUGAGCUGAAUAUUCCUGAGAGGCUGUGUGAUGUGACCAAAACAUCAUCAGUGAAUAUACUGAUAUCAAACCUCAUUAAAGGAAACCUUCUUCCCUCUGCACUCAUCUGGAUAACCUCCAGACCAGCAGCAGCCAGUCAGAUCCCCUCUCAGUUCAUCAGUCGUGUGAUAGAAGUCCAAGGAUUCAGUGAUUCACAGAAAGAGGAAUACUUCAGAAAAAGAGUCAGUGAUGAGAGUCAAUCCAACAGAAUCAUCUCACACAUCAAGACAUCAGUGAGUCUUCACAUCAUGUGUCACAUCCCAGUGUUCUGUUGGAUUUCAGCCACUGUGCUUCAGGAAAUGCUGCGUCAAGACAAUGUUAAAGAGAUCCCUAAAACUCUGACUGAGAUGUACACACACUUCCUGCUCAUUCAGACUAAAAUGAAGAAACAGAAAUAUGAGGACAAAGUAGAGACAGACUCAAAGGAUCCUCUGGAAUCAAGCAAGGAGAUCUUUCUGAAACUUGCUAAACUGGCUUUUAAUCAGUUGCUGAGGGACAAUAUCAUGUUUUAUGAUGAAGAUCUGAGAGAAUGUGGCAUUGAUGUGAGUGAGGCCACAGUGUGCUCUGGGAUUUGUACUGAGAUCUUUAAGGAGGAAUCUGUGCUUCAUCAGAAGAAGGUCUACUGCUUUGUGCAUCUGAGUUUUCAAGAGUUUUUUGCUGCUCUCUAUGUGUUUUACUGCUAUGUAAACAAGAACAUGGAGGAACUUGAGAAUUUUCUGCCAGAAGAGACCAGAUCCUUGGAUGAGUUGCUGAAGAAAGCUGUGGAUAAAUCUUUGGAGAGUAAGGAUGGACAUCUCGAUCUGUUUGUCCGCUUCCUUCAUGGCAUCUCACUGGAGUCCAACCAGAAACUCCUACAAGGCCUGCUGACACACACACAGAACAGCCAGGAGAGCAUCAAGGAAAUAAGCCGUUACAUCAAAGAGUUAAAUAAAGAUGGUGUCCCACCUGAGAGAUGGAUCAAUCUACUGCACUGCCUGACUGAAAUGAAUGAUCACUCUCUCCAUGAAGAAAUUCAAGCUUUUGUCAAGUCUGAAAAUUACACAACUGAACUCUCACUUGCACACUGCACAGCACUGGCCUACAUGUUUCUGAUGUCAGAGGAGGUGCUGGAUGAGUUUGACCUGAAGAAAUACAUCACAUCAGAUGAGGGUCGUAGGAGACUGCUCCCAGCUGUGAGGUGCUGCAGAAAAGCUCUACUCAGAGACUAUAACCUCACUCAGCAGUCCUGUGAAACUAUUGCCUCAGCUCUGAAGUCAGAGAACUGCCCCCUGAGAGAACUGGACCUGAGUAACACUGAUCUUCAGGAUUCAGGAGUGAUGAUGCUCUGUGCCGCACUAAAGAAUCCAAACUGUCAACUGGAAAUACUGAGAUUUGCUCUCUGUAAACUCACUGAACAGUCCUGUUCAUCUAUAGCCUCAGUUCUACAGUCAGAAAACUGUCCCCUGAGAGAACUGGACCUGAGUAACAAUGACCUUCAGGAUUCAGGAGUGAAGUUUCUCUGUGUGGGACUGAAGAAUCCACACUGUAAACUGGAGAUACUGAGACUUGCUGGUUGUAAUCUCACUGAACAGUCCUGUUCAUCUAUAGCCUCAGUUCUACAGUCAGUAAACUGUCCCCUGAGAGAACUGGACCUGAGUAACAAUGACCUUCAGGAUUCAGGAGUGAAGUGUCUCUGUGUGGGACUGAAGAAUCCACACUGUAAACUGGAGAUACUGAGACUUGCUUAUUGUAAACUCACUGAACAGUCCUGUUCAUCUAUAGCCUCAGUUCUACAGUCAGUAAACUGUCCCCUGAGAGAACUGGACCUGAGUAACAAUGACCUUCAGGAUUCAGGAGUGAAGUCGUUCUGUGUCGGAUUGAGGAAUCGACACUGUAAACUGGAGAUACUGAGGUUGUCUGGUUGUUCAGUGACAGAGGAAGGCUGUUCCUCUCUAGCUUCAGCUCUGAGUUCAAACCCCUCACACCUGAGAGAACUGGAUCUGAGCUACAAUCACCCAAGAGUCUUAGGAAUAAAGCUGCUCUCUGACAGAAAGAAGGAUCCACACUGUCGACUGGACACACUCAAACUUGCUGGUUGUAAUCUCACUGAACAGUCUUGUUCAUCUGUAGCCUCAGUUCUACAGUCAGUAAACUGUCCCCUGAGAGAACUGGACCUGAGUAACAAUGACCUUCAGGAUUCAGGAGUGAAGUUUCUCUGUGAGGGACUGAAGAAUCCACACUGUAAACCGGAGGCGUACACUUCCUCCUUCAACUGCUGCUUCAAAUCAGGCUGGUUCCUCUGGUCAGUUUUAAAGAGCGGGUCAAAAAGUUGGGCCAUGACUGAGCUCUGUGGAGGAGGGGAAGACGCUGCCUCUGACUCUGUCCUCAAUGGACCGACCUCUGUCGAGGCUUUACUCAAAGCCACUUUUUCGGAUGCUAUCGUUAUCAGCCCUUACUGUACGUUCAAACUGAGAGUGGCGAGAGCGUCAAAGUGA
Molecule: messenger RNA, 3066 nt
Organism: Chanos chanos (milkfish)
Lineage: Eukaryota; Metazoa; Chordata; Actinopteri; Gonorynchiformes; Chanidae
Product: NACHT, LRR and PYD domains-containing protein 12-like
Exons: 10
Coding region: 1-3066 (1021 amino acids)
Molecular function (GO): protein binding
Source: RefSeq, a predicted model, not a curated record